Molecule: messenger RNA, 2530 nt
Organism: Elgaria multicarinata webbii
Lineage: Eukaryota; Metazoa; Chordata; Lepidosauria; Squamata; Anguidae
Gene: GAN
Product: gigaxonin
Exons: 11
Coding region: 52-1854 (600 amino acids)
Biological process (GO): cytoskeleton organization
Molecular function (GO): protein binding
Source: RefSeq, a predicted model, not a curated record
GCGUGAGGAGGGCCGCCGUCGUCGUCGAAGGACCGGACCGGGGACGCCGCGAUGUCGAGCGGGGCACCGGGCAGUGCCGUGUCGGACCCCCAGCAUCCGGCCCGGCUCCUGCGGGCGCUGAGCUCCUUCCGCGAGGAGGGCCGCUUCUGCGACGCCCACCUGGUCCUCGAAGGCGAGGAGAUCCCGGUGCAGACCAAUAUCCUGGCCGCCGCCAGCCCUUACAUCAGAACAAAACUGAACUACAAUCCUCCAAAAGAUGAUGGCUCCACAUAUAAAAUUGAACUUGAAGGGAUAUCUGUUGACAUUAUGAAAGAGAUAUUAGACUACAUCUUCAGUGGUCAGAUCAGGCUAAGCGAAGACACUAUCCAGGAUGUUGUGCAAGCUGCCGAUCUAUUGCUGCUUACAGACCUAAAAACUCUGUGCUGUGAGUUCCUAGAGGGCUGCAUCGCUGCUGAAAACUGCAUUGGAAUCCGGGACUUUGCAUUGCACUAUUGCUUGCGUCACGUUCAUUAUCUUGCCUCAGAAUAUCUGGAAACGCACUUCCGGGAUGUCAGUAGUACAGAGGAGUUCCUGGAACUGAGUCCUCAGAAAUUAAAGGAAGUGCUAUCUUUGGAGAAGCUGAACGUUGGGAAUGAAAGAUAUGUUUUUGAAGCAGUCAUCCGGUGGAUCUCCCACGAUCCCGAAUUAAGAAAGGUUCACAUGAAGGAUGCCAUGUCGGCUGUGUGGGUAUCUGGGCUAGACUCCGUGUACUUGCGUGAGCAAAUGAUGAGUGAGCCAUUGGUACGGGAGAUUGUCAAGGAAUGUAACAACAUUCCACUCACUCCACCCCAACAGGGGGAAGCAAUGCUAGCUUCUUUUAAACCUAGAGGAUACUCAGAGUGCAUUGUGACAGUUGGCGGUGAAGAAAGAGUAUCACGAAAACCAUCCGCAGUAAUGCGAUGCAUGUGCCCCCUCUAUGAUCCUAACAGACAACUGUGGAUAGAACUAGCCUCUUUGAGUAUACCCAGGAUAAAUCAUGGCAUACUUUCAGCAGAAGGGUUCCUGUUUGUUCUCGGAGGUCAAGAUGAAAAUAAAGUCACUUUAGGCUCUGGAGAAAAAUAUGAUCCAGAUACCAAUUCAUGGAGCUCUUUACCACCAAUGAAUGAGGCACGACACAACUUUGGUUUGGUAGAGAUUGAUGGAGUAUUAUAUAUUCUGGGAGGUGAGGAUGGAGAACAAGAGCUCAUCUCUAUGGAAUCCUAUGACAUUUAUAAUAGGACGUGGACAAAGCAACCAGACCUAACUAUGAUUAGGAAGAUUGGUUGCUAUGCAGCUAUGAAAAAGAAGAUCUAUGCAAUGGGCGGUGGUUCAUAUGGCAAGCUCUUUGAAUCUGUUGAAUGUUACGACCCGAGGAUCCAACAGUGGACAGCUAUUUGUCCACUAAAAGAGAGAAGGUUUGGGGCUGUAGCGUGCGGAGUCGCUUCAGAGCUCUACGUCUUUGGUGGAGUGAGAAGUCGUGACGAUAAUCAAUCCAACGAGAUGGUGACAUGUAAAUCAGAGUUCUAUCAUGAUGAAUUUAAAAGGUGGAUCUACUUGAAUGAUCAGAAUUUAUGUAUCCCGGCCAGUUCUUCAUUUGUAUAUGGAGCUGUGCCCAUUGGCGCUAGCAUUUAUGUGAUUGGGGACCUUGAUACAGGUACCAAUUAUGAUUACGUUCGAGAGUUUAAAAGAAGCACUGGAACUUGGCACCAUACAAAGCCAUUAUUUCCAUCCGAUCUUCGGCGUACCGGAUGCGCAGCUCUGCGUAUAGCGAACUGCAAGCUUUUCCGGCUCCAGCUCCAGCAAGGAUUGUUCCGCAUCCGUGUUCCUUCUCCUUGAGAGUCCAUCAGAAAGCUGAAGAGAUGGGACGAGCUUGAGAAAGACACCACCCUAACAAUAUAGCUUUAUAUAAGGGAAAAACAAACAUCUUGCAACAGAAACGUAAACUGUAUGCUCAGCUUUGAUAUGGUAACUGUUCUAACUUUUGUUCCCCCCAAACUGCUUAAGUGCUUAAGCCUCAGCAUUUGCUUUGAGGCAAGUCAUUGUACGUUGAGCAAUGAUUAAGGAGACACCUUCAGUUCAAUUUAUCUAAAGAUAAUAAACCAUGCUGUUGAAGCAAUUCCUUUGCUUCAGAUGAGGAAGAGUGGGUUAAAAAAAAAAAAGGAAUCUACUGAAACGGAGAGAAAUAAGCAAGAUGCAUUUUCACCAAGGGAAAUUAUUCUGAAUAACUCUGCCAGGUUGACCUUGGGUAGCACUGAUUGUAGAAGAAAUACCAUAUGAAAAUCAAUCUCACUGGUAUGCCAAAAGAGACUGUUAACUCCACUGUGGAGAGAGGUGGGCAAUUGCACCUUUAUUUCAAGGCCUUCGUCACAAUUUAAGGUCUGUGCCUGAAAGAAUAGAAUUGUACAUACGUCAUUUUUCAGUGUGUUCCGUUCUUAAGAAUCUUUUUUUAAAUAUAUUUAAAUGGACUAAACUAAACGGAGCUAAGAAUUACACUAUAAUAGAAAAUGGAAAA